Neurospora tetrasperma FGSC 2508 is the source of this 465-nucleotide messenger RNA. RefSeq lists its product as uncharacterized. The transcript has 3 exons. The record is from RefSeq and is a predicted model, not a curated record. The coding region runs from base 1 to 465 and encodes 154 amino acids. NCBI's taxonomy places the organism in Eukaryota, Fungi, Ascomycota, Sordariomycetes, Sordariales, Sordariaceae.
AUGAAGUUCCUCCUCCUCCUCCCAGCUCUUCUCGGCCUCGCCGUCGCCCACCCAGCAGCUCCCGAGCUUGACCGUCGCGCCGAUCCCCAGAUUGCCCACUUCUAUUUCCAAGCCGCCGCUACCGGCUACAACCUGACUGUUCCCGCCGACGGGAACUGGUAUCCUACCAACAACGGUCUGAACAUCAACAUCAUCACCGCCCUUGACUUCACCGUCAACCAGUGCGAGUUCGCCACGCACCAGCAGGUCGCUUUCAACUACCAGCUGAGCGGUGACUCGUUCCCCAAGGAGCAGUUUGCUGUUGGUCCGCCGCAGCCGAUUGACUCGGUCAGGUGCCACGGUUAUUGUUUGGGGAUUUAUGAGGAUUGUGUCAAGAACGGACAAUACGUCGGCACCUGCUGCAACGGCUUCUGCGCGGCCAAUAAGUGCCGCCCGUAUGUCUACCCUCAGGAUAUCUCGGAGUAA